Messenger RNA from Anopheles marshallii, 2151 nucleotides. RefSeq names its product protein fem-1 homolog CG6966. NCBI's taxonomy places the organism in Eukaryota, Metazoa, Arthropoda, Insecta, Diptera, Culicidae. The record is from RefSeq and is a predicted model, not a curated record. The transcript has 7 exons. Gene Ontology annotation, molecular function: protein binding. The coding region runs from base 1 to 2151 and encodes 716 amino acids.
AUGCUAAUCAAUGCAAUACUGCGGGCAUUUAUCGUGCACACGUUGAAAAGGCGCCGACAACGGUCCAAAUGUACGCUGCUGCGUGCAUUGCUUAAGAUGGUGAACUUUCGCCGAUUCGGCCACUAUCAGCGCUAUCUGGCGUAUCCGGGGCGCGAGAUGGAUGGGCAACCGUUGCCUCCGCCGCCUGCAGCGGUACCGGCCGAACCGAUGCGGGUGAAUGUCCCAUUGGAGCAGGGUGCCGUGAGACGUCGACGGCAGAUGCAACAGCGGUUCCGUAUCGUUGGUGAGGAGGAAUUUCUUCAGCAGGAGGAAGACAUUAUGAAAUGGACCUCCAGACUGAUGCCAAACGACCUCAAGACGCUAGUGACGAUGAAAACAAAUGGCGUCACCCCACUGUUGAUAGCCUGCCGGAACGGACACUUUGACGUGGUGCAGUACCUCAUCAAGCGUUGUCACGCAGAUGUCGAACAGGCCGGUUCCGUCAUAUUCGAUGGCGAAAAGAUCGAGGGUGCGCCACCGCUCUGGUGUGCGUCCGCUGCCGGUCACACGAACAUAGUUAAGCUCUUAGUCCAAAACGGUGCCAAAGUGAAUAGUACGACCAAAACGAACAGCACACCGCUCCGGGCGGCCUGUUUCGAUGGGCACUACGAAAUUGUCAAGUAUCUCGUAUCACAAGGCGCAGACAUCGAAGUCGCAAACCGUCACGGACACACCUGUUUGAUGAUCGCGUGCUACAAAGGACAUUACAAAAUCGCACAAUAUUUGCUUUCGCUCAAAACGGACGUGAAUCGGCGUAGCGUGAAAGGCAACACGGCCCUGCACGAUUGCGCCGAGUCGGGAUCGCUCGAGAUAUUGCAGCUACUCCUUCAGCACGGUGCUACAAUGGAUGUCGAUUCUUAUGGAAUGACCCCUCUGCUGGCUGCCAGUGUUACCGGACAUCUACCGAUCGUGGAACAUCUGAUCAAGCUAUCGUUUGUAUCGCGCGAGGAACGGAUCGCAGCCCUGGAGCUGCUCGGUGCUACAUAUGUCGAUAAGAAGCGCGAUAUGCUAGGAGCCCUCUCGUUCUGGAAGCGUGCCAUGGAAGAUAGAUACAACAAUAGUCCCGUGUUGCCGAAACCAACCCGCGAACCGCUGCCACCAUACGAUUACGUACAGGAGGUCAACAAUCUCAACAUGCUCGAAGAGUUGGUGAUGGACCCGGACGAGAUGCGCAUGCAGGCGCUGCUGAUCCGCGAGCGAAUACUUGGACCGGUGCAUCCCGACACGAGCUACUACAUACGCUUCCGUGGUGCCGUGUAUGCCGACUCCGGCCGCUUCGAUCGGUGUAUCGAGCUGUGGACGUACGCACUCUCCAUGCAGCAGAGCAUCCUGGAACCGCUCAAUCCGAUGACGCAAUCGUCGCUGCUGUCGUUUGCGGAACUGUUUAGCUACAUGUUGGGUGAGGUGGGCCGGCCUAUUACACGCGGUCGCAUCGUACCGCCGAUUGAAACCUCCGACAUGCUCGUGGUGUUCAAGAAAUCGAUCCGGGAGGUGCAGCUAGGUCAGCAAAUGUUCGAUCAGAUGGCAUAUCACGAGCGAGAUCAUGGUGCGCUCAGCAGGGCGCUGGUGAUUUCAUUGCAUCUGGCCUGCCUGUUGGUGCGGUUGCUGGACGAGGAAGAGGAGCUGUGCACGGCGGAGAUGAAACAUCAGAUCCUUCAGUCGCUGUACGAUUUAGUUAGCUUAAAGAUUGUUUCGCAAACGGGUAGAACAGCUUUGCAUCUGGCUUGCUACAAAGAUGCAGCGCUAGUAGGAAGGUAUCCAGUGUGUCAACUCCCAUCAGCACGGCUCGCAAAGGCUCUGCUGCAAGUUGGAGCCGAUCCGAACGCACAGGAUGACAAUGGUAACACACCACUACACCUGGCCGCUCAAAGCCGACCCUGUCCACCAGAACUGGCACAAAUUUUGCUAGAACACGGAGUCCAUUUGGAUACGAGAAAUGUGGACGGUAAAACGUUUGAGUCGCUUUUGCAAAAUCAACAGCUGCACGAGCUGGUGAACCCGAUCAAGUACACGCGGCUAUCGUGCCUGGCAGCCCGUGCUAUUAAGCGUUACGCAAUCAACUGCCAGCACGAGAUCCCCAAGUGUUUGCACGCGUUUGUCGACUCGCACUAA